This is a messenger RNA of Geodia barretti, 2188 nucleotides long. NCBI's taxonomy places the organism in Eukaryota, Metazoa, Porifera, Demospongiae, Tetractinellida, Geodiidae. The record is from the annotation of a GenBank genome assembly.
AGCUUGUAGAAAAACUAGCCGAAGUAUAUGCUCAGAAAUCGGAUCUGAGGAUAUAAUAACUUUUCUCUGUGAUCGAUGUCGUCGGAACAGCAAGCUGCGGCGUUUGCAUUCUGGAAGGAGCGAUCGACCAGGGAGACCGUUCCCGACACCUCAUCCAAGAAACCCUCUCUUCCUCCGAAACCACGGAGUAGCGGACGGGUCCAGACGCCGCAGCAGGUAGCUGCCGUCUCCGAGAAGACCUUCCUUGGCCCGGCUUCCUCCUCGUCUCCCACUGUCAUCGAUCGCCCUGCAAAACCGCUGAAACCUCCUACGCCUGCAAAACCUUCUCCCUCUCCUCCUCCUCCCUCCAUUAGAUCUCCUACGCCUGCAAAGCCUUCUCCCUCUCCUCCUCCUCCCUCCAUUAGAUCUCCUUCGUCGCUACGCAGAACGCCCCCUCCCCCUCCUCCUCCUCCUCACAAAAUCCCCGCACGGACCUCGGGCGAAAACGUGUCCUCAACUCAACAUCCGACGCAGAAAGUGCCUCUCUUACCUCCUGGAUCGUCAUGGAAACCUGCGAAACCAGCAGCACGAAGCGAGUCCCUCAGGAGUAACUUGUCGGGUCCAAAGUCCGUUGCCAGAGCAACUGAAGAGCAGCGUACAACAGAUCCUCGCCGUUACCAUGACGAUAAAUCCACAAACAACGCAGCAGUCUCGGGAAGUGGGAAACAAGUUCUGAAAAUCGUUCAAAGAUUGAGUUUCGACGACCCCCGCACUCAAUUUGGCCCCAGUUCAAGGGGUUCCGAAAUUCACCGAACCCCUCAUUCUGUACCUGCAAUUUCUAAAGGAAAACAGUUUCUCUUGCCCUCUCAGAGGGGGGCUAAUAUUGGGGUUAACGAGGGGGACAGUAGCAGGGAAAGGCUUAACCGGAGUGUAGGGAAAGUGUCAGGAGCAGUGAAGGAAGAGUUAAGGAAGCGAAGAAGCAGUGGGCCGAAGGUUAAAACUGACUCUGUUGCUAUGGAAGAGAGAGAAGAGGGAGAGAGAGAGAAAGAGGGAGAAGGAGGGAAAAGUCUACGAGAAUCUCGAUCUUUCAGUGGUUCUAGAAGAUCAGCCAAAAUAAAGAGUUCCUGGACCUGCUACCUUGACGGUCCUGCAGAUAACACGGUAUCUGAUCACCCUCCCCUCUCCCCCUCCCUACUUCAGUCAUUCUCUGAUUCAUUCAGAACUUCCUCUACAAAGUCGGCACACAACUAUCUCCGUGACAACGCUGCCGUUUCCACGGAGACCAUCCAGUUCUGGGAGAUGGUGGCCAGGUAAGUCAGCACUCUGUUCAGGACGACCUGAAAUUCAGAGUGUCCUGAAAAAUGGCACUUGAAACGAUGAUGUAAAAUAUAACACAACGGCAUGGACUUAAGAGUACUGAAAUUGUUACGUCAUCUAUAUUGAUGAUGUAAUGAUGAUGUAAUCUGUCUCCCCCACCUGCAGUGUUAGGAAGGAGAGAGGUGAUCGCUGUGGUUACCUGUGCUCCCUUCUACUCUCGUCCCGUCAACCCUCCCCCUCCUCACCUCCUCUCCUGCGCACCACCACCAUAUCACACACUGCCUCCGCCGCACGCAGCAACAGAGGGGAUCAUGUGAUCUCCGUCGUUAUGGUUACCACUCCGGGGGAAAACCCUGUCUCGUUCCAAUGCAGCGCUCAGUUGACCAUAAACGAGGUGACUAAAAAGGGUGUGGCCCAAUUGAAGAAAGGUCAGAGGUCAACAGGGAUUCGGUGGUUGAAAGUAUGCGGAAGAGACGAGUAUCUUGACCCAGUGAAAAAGAUGAUUGAUUUUGUCUAUGUUCACAAUUGCCUCAAGCUAGACACAGAGGUUAAAGUUCAAAUCAUCGAUCAAAAUCAGCUCCCAACAUCACUAGCCUGCCAGCCGCAGUCGGUUCCCAUUCCACCUGCCCCGCCCACCUGGGGUGAUCAGUCCUCGUUCCAUUCUGUAUCGGCUCAUGAACUAAACAACCUUCUGGACAGCUACGUUUCCAAGGCUGCAAAAUUCAGACAAGUCGUCCUAUCUCAAAAAGAUUCAGUGAGUAAUCUCUCUUCUCUCUCUCCCUCGUUUUCCUUUAUUAUAAGUCCUUAUUAUAUUGAAAGUUACCCCUUCCGAGAAUGAAUGUUAUUUGCUCUAAACUAUCACAAGUUUGUUAACUGUGUUCUGGAGACAGUA